Messenger RNA from Erigeron canadensis, 1003 nucleotides. Its product is annotated as 40S ribosomal protein S6-like. The record is from RefSeq and is a predicted model, not a curated record. Gene Ontology annotation, cellular component: ribosome. Gene Ontology annotation, molecular function: structural constituent of ribosome. The coding region runs from base 106 to 855 and encodes 249 amino acids. The transcript has 6 exons. Lineage: Eukaryota; Viridiplantae; Streptophyta; Magnoliopsida; Asterales; Asteraceae. Gene Ontology annotation, biological process: translation.
CCUAAUAAUAUCUAUAUCAUAUCAUCCUUCCUGUAUCUAUAUAUCUUAUCAAACCUUCUUGGCGGCCGCAUUCUCUGUAUCUGAAGAAACAAGAAGAAGAAGAAGAUGAAGUUCAACAUUGCAAAUCCAACAACUGGAUGCCAGAAAAAGCUCGAAAUUGAUGACGACCAAAAGCUCCGAGCUUUUUACGACAAGAGGAUUUCUCAGGAAGUCAGUGGAGAUGCACUUGGAGAGGAGUUCAAGGGGUACGUGUUCAAGAUUAUGGGAGGAUGUGACAAGCAAGGUUUCCCAAUGAAGCAGGGAGUGUUGACUCCAGGACGUGUUCGUCUUCUACUUGUUCGAGGUACUCCUUGCUUCAGGGGAUUUGGUAGGCGUAAUGGUGAGCGUAGAAGGAAGUCUGUUCGUGGAUGCAUUGUCAGCCAGGAUCUUUCUGUCUUGAACUUGGUCAUUGUGAAGAAGGGUGACAAUGAUCUACCUGGACUAACUGAUAUUGAGAAGCCAAGGAUGAGAGGUCCCAAAAGAGCUUCAAAGAUCCGCAAGCUGUUCAACCUUGGUAAAGAUGAUGACGUUAGGAAGUACGUCAACACCUACAGACGCACUUUCACCAACAAGGCUGGGAAGGAAGUGAGCAAGGCUCCCAAGAUCCAAAGGUUGGUGACACCACUGACUCUGCAAAGGAAGAGGGCUAGAAUUGCUGACAAGAAGAAGAGGAUUGCAAAGGCCAAAUCAGAGGCUGCAGAAUACCAGAAGCUUCUUGCAAGUCGAUUGAAGGAGCAAAGAGAAAAGCGUAGCGAGAGCUUAGCCAAGAAGAGGUCCAGGCUUUCAGGUGUUUCAAAGCCAUCCGUUACUGCUUAAGUUACUAGGUAUGGACUCGGUUUUGGGGUGUUAAAUCUUUGAUGGUUUUGCUUAUAUUGAACAAUGAGACCUUAGUUUUGUUUACCUUAUCUAUUAUGAGUUCUUAUGACUGAUUGUUGAAUCAAAUUAAGCUAUGUUAUUUACUUAA